Molecule: messenger RNA, 2483 nt
Organism: Galleria mellonella (greater wax moth)
Lineage: Eukaryota; Metazoa; Arthropoda; Insecta; Lepidoptera; Pyralidae
Product: kynurenine formamidase
Exons: 5
Coding region: 158-1168 (336 amino acids)
Molecular function (GO): hydrolase activity
Source: RefSeq, a predicted model, not a curated record
UUAUUAACUCGCAAGUAAACUUUUUAAAGUAUCGUACAUUUAUUCUGUUCUAAUGUUUAUUUUGUUAUACUGUUUACGAAUUUUAAACUUGAGUAUUGAAAUUAAUUUUCUAACUAUAAACUGAUGGGUACAUGUGUACCUAAGACUAAUACCAACUAUGUUGAAACUGAAAUUAUUUCAUAUAUUCUUAUAUAAAAUUAAUAUGUUUCUCACCAAUAUCAGCACGAUUUUCAAGACGGAAAAGGUAACACAGUUAAAAGAGCAGUCGAGCAAUAUGUCUGUUAUACUAGAAUCUUUGGAUUUGGAAAGGGAGUAUACUCCAAGCAUGUGGUCAGAAAGGUUCGCCACCUCUCAAGAAGUGCUCCAGCAUCACGUACAGCAUGUAACUGAAGCCAGCGAGGUUGCUACAAACAAAAUUCCUCAUAAACUGGAAAUUGAAUAUGGAUCUACAAAUGGACAGAAACUAGACAUUCUCGGUACAGAUCUUCCAGAUGAUUCACCAAUACUUGUAUACGUGCACGGGGGGUAUUGGCAGGAGAUGUCACGAGAAAUAUCAAGAUAUCCAGCAUUGCCUCUAUAUCGGUCUAAGAUCAAGACCAUUGUAGUGGGAUACGACCUCUGUCCGACCGCAACACUGGCAGAAAUUGUCAAUCAGAUCCUGUCAGCUGCCAAAUUUGUGUUCGAAUAUGCUGAAAAAAUGGAUAGCAGGGGAGUAUACUUCGCUGGACACUCAGCCGGGGCGCAUCUUGUAGCAAAACUCCUAUCCAACGGUGACUUCCUUGAGAGUACCGUGGGAUCCUCCCGUCUUCGUGGGGCGUUCCUCGUGUCUGGUGUAUACGACCUUCGAGAACUUACCCACACUACUGUUAAUGACGCCGUCCAGCUGCCAAACGAAUGGGCCAUCCCUCUUUCACCACAGUUUGAUUCUUACACGCAUUUGCAAGAAAGAAAAGUACGGAUAUACAUUUUGGCGGGACAAAAUGACAGUCCCACAUUCAAAAGACAAUCCAGAGAGUUUUACGAACUGCUGCACAACACAUGCCUAAUGCAAAAUAUGUAUUUGGAAAUAAAAGACAAUAUGGACCAUUUUGACAUUGUAGAAUGUUUCGCGAAUGACGAUAAUUUUCUUAAGAAUUUGUUGGUGCAUGACAUACGGAAGCAUCUGUGAAUUUGUUCAAGUUACCUGACGACUGCCCAAGCAUGUUUGAUGACAUUAAAUUUAUAAGUAACUUGUAGAAGCGCUAGAUAUGUUUUGUGUUCUUAAAAAUGUAUGUGCAUAUUGCAAUAAUAUUAUUUACAACCAACUUCAAAAAGAAGGAGGUUCUCAAUUCGUUUGUAUUAUUUUUAUAUUGGUUACCGUUAUUUGUAACUCCGUCAAUUGUAAACCGAUUUGAAAAAAUAACAAUUUUUUAAAGGUUAUACCUUACAGAAUGGUCCAAUAAAAGUUUUACCAAAAUCGGCUCGGUAGUCUAGUUUUGAAAUCUAAAUAAUUGAUUUUACCACAAUUGUAGUCGAUUUUUUUUUGUGGAACACAGUCUUAAUUAUAAAAUGUAUUUAUCUUCAAAUAGUACCGUCCAUAGUAUAAAUAGGUUAUAAGUGCAUAUUGAAAUAUAAUUUAAUACAUCAUUAUCAUAAUAUCAUAGGUGUCUUUGAACAAAAAAGUUUACUUUAAGAAUUUUUAAAAUACCUUCUAUAAUAUAAUAAUAAUAAUGUCGUUAAUUGUCCUAAUAAAUUUAAUUUUAAGAAUAUACAAUUUUCUGAUUUAAUUAAUUAUUAUUAUAAUGCGAUGUUCACAAUGCUAUUUUAGGUUGUUUGUUCUAGCUAUUAAGGAAUGGUCGCAAUUAAGGACCUGUUUACAAAAGGACGCGCUUCAAUUAAAACUUUUCCUAUAUACACCUGUACAUAUUGGUAUAAUAAAUUACCAUGCAUACUUAUAUAAAAAUUCUACAAUAAAAACGCAAGUAAAUCUACAAAAACAUCUAUUAAUGUGAAUGGUUCUGAAUGGUGCUCUUGACUAUAUAUUAAUUCCCAUUUAUAAUCAUAAUUUCCAAGUUUAACUAAUGUUAAAACUAACCAUAUGGUUUCUAUUAUAAUCUACACUAUCAUGUUUAGGUACGCUAAACAGGCUUUCGAGGAUUUCCACGCUUGGCAGGCGGGUUGACAGUCGUAGUUAGGCUUUGGUAAUGUUUAAAGAGCGGCACUGCUACCCCUCCCUCUACCAUUCAGUUCCCUUAGUCCUCCCUUACAGCAUUCUUACAAAAGAAAGAGGAGUUUUAUUCAAUGCUGGGAUCACACAGCCAAACCAAAGUACAAUUGAAUUAAAAAUUUAUAUUUUGCAUUCAAAUUCUAAAGACUGAUAUUACUCAUGGUUGUAAAAAUUAAAAUGGCAAUUAUUUUUUAAUAUUUUUAUUAUAAUGUUGUCUUUUAACGUUUUCUAUAUUUUAUAUUAUAAUCUUAUGAGAAAUAUAUAAAUAUAGUAUGAG